AUGGACGCAGCCACUCUGACUUAUGACACGCUCAGAUUUGCUGAGUUUGAAGAUUUUCCUGAAACCUCAGAGCCAGUUUGGAUACUGGGUAGAAAAUACAGCGUUUUCACAGAAAAGGACGAAAUCUUGUCUGAUGUGGCCUCAAGACUCUGGUUUACAUACAGGAAGAAUUUCCCCGCCAUUGGGGGAACGGGCCCCACGUCAGACACAGGCUGGGGCUGCAUGCUGCGAUGUGGACAGAUGAUCUUUGCUCAGGCCCUGCUAUGCCGGCACCUGGGCCGAGACUGGAGAUGGGCACAGCGUAAGAGGCAGCCAGACAGCUACUUCAGCGUCCUCCAUGCCUUCAUGGACAGGAAGGACAGCUACUACUCUAUCCACCAGAUUGCACAAAUGGGAGUUGGCGAGGGCAAGUCUAUCGGUCAGUGGUAUGGCCCCAACACCGUUGCCCAGGUCCUCAAGAAACUGGCUGUGUUUGAUACCUGGAGCUCCCUCGCCGUCCACAUAGCGAUGGACAACACGGUGGUUAUGGAGGAGAUCCGUCGGCUGUGCAGGAGCCCCCCCUAUACAGGGGCUGCAGCCUGCCCCACCGAGGCUGGUCCACACUGCAAUGGGCUGCCUAUGUCAGCCACGGCCAGUGGCCAGCCAUUGCCAUGGAGACCUCUGGUGCUGCUCAUCCCACUGCGUCUAGGGCUCACCGACAUCAAUGAGGCCUAUGUGGAGACACUCAAGCAUUGCUUCCAGAUGCCCCAGUCCCUGGGUGUGAUUGGAGGGAAGCCAAAUAGUGCCCACUAUUUCAUCGGCUACGUUGGUGAUGAGCUAAUUUACCUGGACCCACACACCACACAACCCGCGGUGGAGCUGACAAGCACCUGCUGCAUCCCCGACGAGAGCUUCCAUUGUCAGCACCCGCCCUGCCGCAUGAACAUCGCUGAGCUGGACCCGUCCAUUGCUGUGGGUUUCUUCUGCAAGACUGAGGAAGACUUCAACAGCUGGUGCCAGCAAGUCAGAAAGCUGUCCAUGCUUACGGGUGCCCUGCCCAUGUUUGAGCUGGUGGAGCAGCAACCAUCCCACCUGGCCUGCCCUGACGUCCUGAACCUGUCCUUGGAUUCUUCUGAUGUUGAGCGGCUGGAAAGGUUCUUUGACUCAGAAGAUGAAGACUUUGAAAUCUUGUCCCUUUGA
This is a messenger RNA of Elephantulus edwardii (Cape elephant shrew), 1179 nucleotides long. RefSeq names its product autophagy related 4B, cysteine peptidase (gene ATG4B). Gene Ontology annotation, molecular function: protein-phosphatidylethanolamide deconjugating activity. The record is from RefSeq and is a predicted model, not a curated record. The transcript has 13 exons. Bases 1 to 1179 code for a protein of 392 amino acids. NCBI's taxonomy places the organism in Eukaryota, Metazoa, Chordata, Mammalia, Macroscelidea, Macroscelididae.